AUGCCAUCGUCAUCAGUGUCCCGGUCCUCGUCAUCUUCGCCAUCAUCGCCCUGGCCGUCCCUGGCGAUUGCUUUGAGCUGCUCUUUAAAGAUGCCGUUCUCACUGUCAAAAGCGGCGCGCUUUCGAGGGCUUCGCACGCCCUCGAGUGGGGCAUCCUCUCCCUACUCCUGUCCAUCAUCAUCGCCAUCAUCAUCGCCAUCACAGUCAUGGGUCGGAAGGAGCCGCUGUUCGAGAGGUCCGAAAAACUCGUCGACCCCCCGCUCCCUUACGCACAGCCCGCGCAGCAGGCGCCCCAACAACCCAUGCAACAACCCAUGCAACAACCCUUGCAACAACCCGUGCAACAGCCCCCCGUACAACCGCACUACGCCCCGCCACCCCAGCCGCAGUACGCCCAACCAGGCCAGCCCCCUGCUCCGCAAUAGCUCGACGCUUCGUGAAGACCGGGCACCCGGUCCGCACCGUCGAGCGCAACUUACACAAGGAUGCCGCCUCCGUGAGGCGCUCGCCGCGGCUGGCGAGAAGGGUUAUACCUCGUUUAUCAUUGCACCGUUUGUGGCGUUGGUGCUCUCGCAUGCUUUUUUCUAUGUGUAAGGUUGUGGUCGUUGAUUGCGUUUCAUUGUGGAAAACCGCACUUCGGACUUUCUGAUUUUGGAACAGCGGUCCGGGAAAUGCAGAUGAUGAAAGGUCAGCAUGCAUGAGUUUGGAGUUGCGGGGUUUUCAUUCCCUAUCCAUUAGUGGGAAGGUGUAUGAGACUCGUUUCAACCGCUCCCUCUUCACAUGAAUAGCCCUACAUGGCUUUACAAAGGCACCGCGUGAAGUCGAUACCUUGUAGCAAGAUUAAAGAGAACAGCUUCAUGUACU
Chondrus crispus (carragheen) is the source of this 864-nucleotide messenger RNA. RefSeq lists its product as hypothetical. Lineage: Eukaryota; Rhodophyta; Florideophyceae; Gigartinales; Gigartinaceae. The transcript is spliced from 2 exons. Bases 1 to 594 code for a protein of 197 amino acids. The record is from RefSeq and is a predicted model, not a curated record.